AUGAAUCUAAGCUACCUCUUCUUCUGGACGACCAAGACAGCGGAAGAUAACGCCUGGCAUCCUGUACCUGGCCAGAAUCCAACCAAAUAUGUCGGCAACCUUCCAAUAUUAAUCAAACGUCAAGAUCUCGAGGCAGCAUGCGUUGAUAUAGCGCCCUUUAUUGCCUCAAUGGGGGCUUUAGCUUAUGUACGGCAAUUGAACGACUUUGGGUUCACGGCUUCUGCCAAUGUCUUCAAAAACCCCAAGACUCUGAUGGCCAUGCAUCGCACUACUUUGGUAGUCACACCGAUCGUGCUGCUCUGUCAAGCAGUUGGCAUCGAAUACAGGAGCUUCAUCCCACGCUGGAGUCAGGAACGUGAGCGUGGGCGAGAUGAGGAGAUGGUGCGGCAGCAAGUGGGCUUUGGUAUGCUUGCUGGCGUUGCGAGCUGGACGCUACGCAUAUAUGCCUUACGCCGGGGGCGAGCCUACUGGGCUCCUAUUGAUGUUGUCAUGGGCGGCGCAUUGGCGGAUGUCUUGCAUAGAGAGUAUGUGAGGGCUCACGGAUUCUGA
Molecule: messenger RNA, 549 nt
Organism: Aureobasidium vineae
Lineage: Eukaryota; Fungi; Ascomycota; Dothideomycetes; Dothideales; Saccotheciaceae
Source: the annotation of a GenBank genome assembly